AUGAGGGUACCGGUGCUUCUGACUGCUUUGUUUGUGGCUGUUUUCAGUCGGGAGGCUUUUGUCGGGGAUCAGGUUCUCCGGAUCACGGCAAAAAAUGACAAACAGAUCAUGAUCUUGAGAGAGCUGGCUGAGCUGGAGAAUCUUGGACUGGACUUCUGGAUGGAUCCAGUUAAAGUGGACCUGCCUGUUGAUAUUCAUGUGCCCUUCGACAGUUUGCAGGAUGUCAAGUCUUUCCUGUUGUCCAAUGAGAUCGAGUACUCUGUUAUGAUUCCAGACCUUCAGGAUCUUGUGGAUGAGGAACAGAGAGUGAUGAAAGCUCGUUCUGUCCAACCCAGGAACACAGACGGCUAUGAUUAUGCCAACUACCACACCCUGAAUGAGAUCAACAGUUUCAUCGACAUGUUGGUGGCUGAAAACCCAAACCUGGUCAGCAAGAUUGUGAUUGGCCAGAGCUAUGAGGGCCGUCCCUUGAAUGUUCUGAAGUUCAGCACUGGCGCUAACCGUCCCGGCAUCUGGAUCGACACUGGUAUCCACUCCAGGGAAUGGGUCACUCAGGCCAGCGGAACCUGGUUUGCCAAAAAGAUUGUGACUGAUUAUGGACGUGACCCAGCCCUUACCGCCAUUCUCAAUACCAUGGACAUCUUCUUGGAGAUCGUCACCAAUCCUGAUGGCUAUGCUUACACCCACACUAACGACCGUAUGUGGCGUAAGACCAGAAAGCCCAAUCCUGGAUCUACUUGUGUCGGUGUGGAUCCAAACAGGAACUGGGAUGCUGGCUUUGGAGGCUCUGGUGCCAGUAAUAACCCUUGCUCACAGACGUAUCACGGACCCUAUGCUAACUCUGAGUCUGAGGUCAAGUCCAUUGUGGACUUUGUGAAGUCUCAUGGCAACCUCAAGGCCUUCGUGUCCAUCCACAGCUACUCCCAGAUGCUCCUCUAUCCUUAUGGGUACACAAUGAGUCCUUCCAAUGAUGAGGCUGAGCUGCACGAGCUUGCCAGGAAGGCCAUCACUGAUCUUGCCUCUCUGUAUGGCACCAGAUACACAUACGGAAGCAUCAUUGACACCAUCUACAAAGCCAGUGGCACUACCGUUGACUGGACCUAUGAGCAGGGCAUCAAGUACUCCUACACCUUUGAACUGAGGGACACUGGUUACUAUGGUUUCCUCCUGCCAGCCAAUCAGAUCAUCCCCACUGCUCAGGAGACCUGGUUGGCCCUGAUGACUAUCAUGCAGCACACCAAAGACAAUCUUUAUUGAAGUUUUUGAGAACAGCCAAAAGGAAGGAUGAUAAA
Chanos chanos (milkfish) is the source of this 1292-nucleotide messenger RNA. RefSeq names its product carboxypeptidase A1-like. The record is from RefSeq and is a predicted model, not a curated record. Gene Ontology annotation, molecular function: zinc ion binding; metallocarboxypeptidase activity. Bases 1 to 1257 code for a protein of 418 amino acids. Gene Ontology annotation, biological process: proteolysis. Lineage: Eukaryota; Metazoa; Chordata; Actinopteri; Gonorynchiformes; Chanidae. The transcript is spliced from 11 exons.